CUCGUCGACAGUCAAUGUCGCCCAGCAGAUGCCUGUCCGCUCUUUGCACUGCAUGUCUGCUUGCUGCAUUGCAUGCCUGCUUGCUCUCUACACCACGAGCUUGCUUACUACCCUACGUGCUUGCUUGCUCACUGCACUUGGUGAUCAGUUUUGAACGUUUCCUCGCCCAUAGUAUUGCAUGUUGCAUGUCUGCUCUUUCUGCACAGGUCUGCUUCCUACACUGCAGUCAGUCCUGCACCUUCCUUCUCCAGACUUUCUUCCCAUCGAAGCAACAGCAGAGCACAACACCUCUGGCUACUCUCGUCGCUCUCCUCUCCUCUUACCACCCGCUUCAAAGCCUUUGCGUCUGACCUCGGUGGCUAGACUUGCUACCGCUGCUUGUUUGCUCCUCCCGAGGUCACCUUCACUUGCGUAUUCCCGCUCUCCAUGUCGUGCAUUUUUGCCCGGCAAUGUGGCCUAUAGAACUACCUUAUGGCCUAAGCCACUACCAUCGACAUGCUCAAAUGACAGGCAAAGCGUCUGCCCUCCCGUAUGGAGAGCGUCCUCGCUGGCAAGCUUUGACCCUGCAGCAACUGACCUCCGGUACCUUGGCAGCUCCAAGCACUUCUUCAGCGAUACGUAAUUCCGAUCCGCAUCGAUCAUCAGGACGCGAGGCUCAAGGGAAGCUUCGAAGGCGCCGUGAGAGAACCUCUUCCAGCCUGACGAUGGGAGUGGUCAGGUCAGAAUCUCGGAGACCCAAAGCCGCGAAUGCGACCGCGCAGAAAAGACGCAACAAGACCCCCAAGCUGCGGUCGCGAUGUAUCAAUACAGCCGGGGAUCUCGUCAAGACCGCUGCAAGCAAUAGAGGCAAGAUCGCGCGACGAGAGUCAUAUGAACCCGGAACUCAAACCGGCGCUCACCACGAUUCACCUAUCACCAUCGACAGCGAUGACGAUGGUGGUCUUGCCAUAACAUCAGAAGUGAGCGUAAGCGCGAAGAUGAGAGCUUACGGGUCACCAGCAGUUCCGGCGGGGUCGUUUGAUCUCCCGGUUUAUGCUGCUACGAAGACAAAUUCUAGACAUAGAUCCGGCCCCGUAUCCUCCCCUUCGGAGCCUCAAAAUUCGACUGAGUUCCAAGAAGCACCGCUUCGGCGUUCACUUUACGGUCAUCGCAAACAACCACAAACUUUCGAAGAGAGGCUAAUAUCAAUCGAGCCCCAAACCCUAAGUAAUCUCGCAAAGAGCCGCAUGGCCCACGAGCGUGCGCGUGCAUUUCCUGAUCGUUCGGUGGGUGCUCGACCUCGACAAACACAUUCCCUGCGUUCUCGACAUUCACCCUCUUUGAAAGCCUCCACUACCAGUACCACCUGUGCUGAUACUCCAGUAUCUCGUAGUCGACGCUCAUCCUCGUACUCUUCGUACGCUGAUGGUGAGAUCGAAUUUACACUGGCGAACAUAAAGAGCCUCGAUCUCCGGCGGAAGACCGCGCAAUUGAUGGCUGUCGGGCCGCAACUUCCAGUAGCAGACUUAUACUAUCUUUUGAUGGAGAAUAAAGGUCACUUCGAGACUGCCAAAGAAGACGUACUUCGCACGAGCUCCGCUCUUGUCGAUUCGGCCUCUCCUUUGAGGCGAAUACUUCCGCCCGAAGCUGCAACCGCAUCGCUCACCACUCCUGUAGAUCAUCAACAGGACGAAACCCACGGCGAACCCCUAGUUAAGAUAGACCUCGAUGACCCAGCCUUCAUGUUCGAUCAUGAGGCGCCAGUAACCCCGCCACCACGAUCUGGAAAACGAAGGCAGCAGCGACAGCCAAAGCCAAAGAAGUCUACGCGAAAGAUGAGUGCAACGAGUACGAGACAGGCCACAAAACCACAUUUUGAAGUACGCUCAUCACAAGCUGGUGUUCAUAAUUUUCCCAGCUCUAGCUCAUCUCGGUUGUGCGAAGUGCGAUCAGCAACCUCUGACAAGCGCCCUCAGACGCCAACUCAUUUGGAGAAGCCACUACAAAGCUAUGCAGCAACGAACUCUACAUGGAAGAAGUCCGGUGUUGUCAAUCACUAUUUGCGCGAAACCAGCUACGAUCGUAGUUUUAUUGUAUCUGACGAUGAGGUGUUCGAGGACUCGGAUGGAACAUAUGCUGACAGUGCGACGAGUGACAUAGACAUUACGGACGAUGAGGCAGACUUACUGCUAGAAGUGGUGUGGGAGUAAGCAUACAUACAGGUUAUUGUAUCAAGAUCUGACUCAAAGUGAGGGCAGGACCAACACCGUUGGUUUCUGGGAUCCUGCGGACUCUGACUGAGAGCUACGUGACUUGUCUCUGAACCGAGUUCUUGGGUUACUGGUCUUCGCGAAGAACCAGAAGAUCAUUAUCUAGAAGUUCUCUUUCCUGCUCUAAUAGUCGCUUUAAAUCCCCGUCUUCAACCGUGUUCUAUAAUCGGAACAACGCUUUCAAGCCAUAAUGUUCUGGUACACGACUGUUUGUGCGCCAUAUUUCUUUUACAGGACAAGCAAGAGGCAGAGAGAUCAUGCAGCAAAACUAGAUUGGCAUGCGACUAUAGCAAAGAUAAUUACCUUUGAGUGACAGGGAAUUAUGGCGUGAAGAUGCACAUGGA
Boeremia exigua is the source of this 2593-nucleotide messenger RNA. RefSeq lists its product as uncharacterized. The record is from RefSeq and is a predicted model, not a curated record. The transcript has 3 exons. Lineage: Eukaryota; Fungi; Ascomycota; Dothideomycetes; Pleosporales; Didymellaceae. Bases 450 to 2189 code for a protein of 579 amino acids.